This is a messenger RNA of Hypomesus transpacificus, 1313 nucleotides long. RefSeq names its product homeobox D11a (gene hoxd11a). The transcript is spliced from 2 exons. Gene Ontology annotation, biological process: regulation of transcription by RNA polymerase II; anatomical structure development. NCBI's taxonomy places the organism in Eukaryota, Metazoa, Chordata, Actinopteri, Osmeriformes, Osmeridae. The record is from RefSeq and is a predicted model, not a curated record. Gene Ontology annotation, molecular function: RNA polymerase II cis-regulatory region sequence-specific DNA binding; DNA-binding transcription factor activity, RNA polymerase II-specific. Gene Ontology annotation, cellular component: nucleus. The coding region runs from base 61 to 897 and encodes 278 amino acids.
ACAAAGUUUAACACACUCAAGCUGCCAAUUCUUCUUCGCUAUCGCAAAGGAAGGCGAGAGAUGACGGAGUACGAUGAGCGCAGCAACUGUGCGCCAAAUAUGUAUUUACCAAGUUGUACAUAUUACGUUUCGGCGCCAGAUUUUUCAUCGGUCUCCUCCUUUUUACCACAGACUACAUCGUGUCAAAUCAAUUUUCCCUAUUCUUCAAACAUAGCUCAAGUCCAACCUGUUCGGGAUGUGGCUUUCAGGGACUAUGGACUGGAUCACCCAAGCAAAUGGCAUUACAGGGGUAAUUACGCUUCUUACUACUCAACGGAUGAGAUAAUGCACCGAGACUUAAUUCAGUCAUCAAACCGGGCAGAAAUGAUAUUCAAAAAUGAUUCCUUGUUCGGCCACCGUGGGGGGACGAACUCGCCCUGCAAUUUCUUCACUAAUGUUGGCCGAAAUGGAGUUCUACCUCAGGGGUUCGACCAGUUUUUUGAGACUGCUAGCUCUGAGAAAGCCAACUCUGACCAUUCAAAACAAAAGACAGACAAUGCCUCCGGAGAAUCUGCGUGCAAUAAAGAGACUCCAGAUAUACUAGAACAGUCUGUAGACCCAGCUGAGAACACAGACGAGGACUCUUCGAUAUCAAACUGCGCGGGGGACAAGAGCAACGGACCAAGUUCAACAAAGUCCAGAAAAAAGAGAUGCCCUUACUCCAAAUACCAGAUCCGAGAACUUGAACGAGAAUUCUUUUUCAAUGUCUACAUAAACAAGGAGAAGCGACUUCAGCUGUCAAGGAUGUUAAACCUAACAGAUCGCCAGGUGAAGAUUUGGUUCCAAAAUAGAAGAAUGAAAGAGAAAAAGCUCAACCGAGAUCGGCUUCAGUACUUUACAGGAAACCCUCUAUUCUGAGAGUCCACAUGUAAAUUGAACUGUGAAAUAUCAUCCUGAACAAUGCAAAUACUUUUACACAUUUUCAUCCAACACAAAAAACUAUAGCCUACACGUCACAGCUACAGGCUACUGAACAUUGUUGCUGGCUGGAGCUAUCUAUGCAAGGCUUUAUGUCACACUUACCUCAAUGAACACAGGCUACGUACAUCCUCUUAUUUGAAAUAUCAUUCAAUUCAGUCAAGGCAGAUCAGUCAGGAGACCUCGAAAUUAUUUACCAAUCUACAGUGUAUUAUUAUUAUUAUAAAUAAGUGUAAUCUAGAUGUAUCUUUAUUUAUUUGGGUUGAGGCUUCUCCGACAUGCUUUGAAAUUUAUAAAAAAUACAUAGGUCCUACAUUGAUUACAAUAAUCAUAUAGUACUAUAAUUUAUAACAGUA